AUGUCAACUACAACUUCCUCCACUUUCCCUUCUAAUAAUGGUAAUCAUUCGAAUGAUGAUCAUUCCACUCAAAAAUCAUCACUCUCAACUUUUCCACUCAAUCAUUCAAUCCUACAAAGUGGAAAAAUCUCAAAACAGGAAUUGCAACAAUUAAUCACAACUACAUCCUCAACUCGGAAUGAAGAUCAACAACAGUGUGAUCACCAUUCAUCAACUGCAAGUUAUCUUUUACUCGAUGUUAGGAGUCAUCAAGAAGUGAGAGGUCAUCAUCCACUUCUUCCAACAGCAAAACAUAUUCCAAUUAAUUUAAUAUAUAGUGCGUUUGAAGCCGAUGAUGAGGACUUUGAAAUGGAAUUUAGAUUUUCCAAGCCACAACCAAAUGAUUGUAUUAUUGUGUAUUGUGAACAUGGAGUCAGAAGUCAAAUGGUUCAACAAAUAUUGAAAGAAGAAUUUGGAUAUCGUCAUGUGAUUAAUUAUGAAGGAUCGGCUCAUGAUUGGUAUUCAAAUUGA
Molecule: messenger RNA, 510 nt
Organism: Naegleria fowleri
Lineage: Eukaryota; Heterolobosea; Eutetramitea; Acrasida; Naegleriidae
Exons: 1
Coding region: 1-510 (169 amino acids)
Cellular component (GO): mitochondrion
Molecular function (GO): thiosulfate-cyanide sulfurtransferase activity
Source: RefSeq, a predicted model, not a curated record